AUGAGAAAAUCCCGCAGUGAAAAAAACAUGCUGAACAAUUUCCUGAAGAAACAUGCUUACAGACUGUACCUGACUUCUCCUGGCUCAAAUAUAGCUACUCACCCCCUGAGAAACUUCAAGGAUAUGUUGUAUGUGGGUAACAUCACCGUUGGAACACCCCCUCAGGAAUUCCGGGUUGUCUUUGACACAGGUUCAUCUGACUUGUGGGUGCCCUCCAUGUUUUGUUCCAGCCCAACCUGUUCUUCACAUGUUUUGUUCAGACAUCGUGAGUCUUCCACCUUCUGCCCUACCGACAGGGAAUUCAGCCUCGAAUACAGUGUUGGAAGAAUGAGGGGAGUUGUUGUUUAUGACACCGUUCGGAUUGGGGACCUUGUAAGUACUGACCAGGCAUUUGGUCUAAGCAUGGAACAUUCCGGGUUUGAGGGAAGGCCUAUUGAUGGCAUCUUGGGCUUGAACUACCCCGACUUAUCUUUCACUGGAGGCACGCCCAUCUUUGACAAACUGAUGAAUGAUGGUGCCAUUUCUGAGCCAGUUUUUGCCUUCUACCUGAGCAAAAUCAAGCCGGAGGGCAGUGUGGUGAUGUUUGGUGGGGUGGAUAAAUCCUACUACCAGGGAGCACUCAACUGGGUACCAUUGAUUCAAGCGAAUGACUGGCAUGUACACAUGGACCGCAUCUCCAUUAACAGCCGGGUUAUUGCUUGCAAUGGUGGCUGUGAGGCCUUUGUGGACACUGGGACAUCACUGAUCCUUGGUCCAAGAAGACUGGUCGAUAACAUCCUGAGACUCUUCGGUGCCACCAAGCACUAUGUUUCAUGUUCUGCGGUCAAUACCCUGCCCUCUAUUAACUUCACCAUCAACCGCAUCAGCUACCCCGUGCCAGCUCAAGCCUACACCAUCAAGAGUACAUCUACAGAGACCUGGGUCCUGGGUGACAUCUUCAUAAGGCUGUAUUUCUCGGUCUUUGAUCGAGGAAAUGACAGGAUUGGCCUGGCACAGGCAGUGUAA
Molecule: messenger RNA, 1005 nt
Organism: Rangifer tarandus platyrhynchus (Svalbard reindeer)
Lineage: Eukaryota; Metazoa; Chordata; Mammalia; Artiodactyla; Cervidae
Source: the annotation of a GenBank genome assembly